CCUCCCUUCCUCUCUCGCUCUCCUUCUCCCUCUCUCUCUCUCUCUCUCUCUCUCUAGCUUGCUUGCUCUCUCUCGCUCUCUCUCUCUCACUUGAUCGCUCUCUGUUUCUCUCUCUCUCUCUCUCUCGCUUGCUCUCUCUCUCAUUAUAAAACCAUGGUGCACCAAGGAAACACACAGGAAGAGAGAAGCAUAGGCUGUGCUGGUCACACCCAGAGGAAACAAGGGAACAAGUGCGUGCUUCACACUGCCUGAAUCUCACACUUACUUCUCUCUCACCGGCCCUGUCUGCGUCACCUGGAGAAGAUACUGGGGUUCUCUGCUUCACCUGUGGAAGGUCCGUAAGAAGAAACAAAGAUGAGCUGCUUCAAAUUUCUCAAAAUCACGAUGUUCUUUUUCAACAGCAUCAUCUUUCUGGCGGGCGGGGCGAUCCUGGGGGUGGGGGUGUGGGUGAAGGUGGACAGCGGCUCCCUGCUGCACUUCCUGAGCGGCAUCAACAGACGCUCUGCCUCGAGCUGGCUCGUGCUGAACUGCUACCUGCUGAUCGCCGUGGGGGCCGGUGGCGAUCACGGGUGGGGCUGCUGGGGAGCGUGGAAGCAGUGCCAUGCUGAUGCUGGGAGGUCAUCAGACAAGGGCGCGCACCACGAGCCCCGCCACACGCACCUUGAUCACGAGUUGCCAGUCGUAAACAUAUUUGCCCUCUCUUUCUCCCUACAGUUCUUCGUCAUUGUGCUCAUCAUCUUCAUCGCAGAAGUGGCGGGGGCCAUCGUGGUCCUGGUCUUCAAAUCUCUGGUGACGAGCCUUGUUCACACUGUUGGCAGAGAGGUCGUUAAAAACAUCCACUCAGCCUAUGGAAAGAAUCAAGAUUUCACUGGAAUUCUGAACACCACUAUGGAUGGGCUGAAGUGUUGUGGGUUCUAUGGCUACAAUGACUUCACAGGUUCUGCAUUUACCAAUAUGACCCAGCAGUACCCAGCAAUCUGCUGUGGCUCUGCCCCUUGCAACCAGACAGGAGCAAAUCAUUCGAACGUCACCGGGUGCUACCACAGGGUGGUGAGGUUGAUAGAGGAUAAUGUCAUUGUCCUGGGAGCAGUGGCACUUGGGAUCGCUGCUCUUGAGGUUGCUGCCAUGGCCGUAGCCAUGACCCUGUACUGUAAAAUCGGCAAAUUAGGAUGAGGACGGUGGGGCAGAGUGGCACCUGGACGGACCCCAGCCAUCCCCCAAUCCAGACACCCCCAGGUUCACGUGCCCGCUGUGUCCCCAAAUCCAGACGCACCCUGUCUCCUCCCAAAUAGAGAUUACCUCCUGCGUGCACAUGUAGACACACCCCAGUCGACUCGAAAUCCAGUCCUGGUCCCAUCCUAAUGUUGCACGUGCUGAAGACCAGCGCAGGGGUCUGAUGAUGCUGUGUGAGAAAGAACACCCUCUUCCACCCUUCCCUCGUUCCCACUCUUUCUUUUCUCCAUUCACUUUCUUUCAGGUCACCACAAUCCUGACAUUGUGCUAGAGUGAGGAAGUCUCUCUAUCUCAGGCCUUUUAAUCGAAAUUAUAUAUUAUAUUAUAUUGCAUAUUAUACGUCUAUAAUUAUACAUUUUAUAUCAUUCUGUCGCAUUGUUUCCAUGGUUUUCAAAGUAAUUCAUUUAAAUUUGAACUUGGAAAAAGUGCAAAUCACAUUUUUUACUUUUACAAUACAAGUAUAUGGUAUGAUUAGAUAUGAUAGUUUUAUAUGGUCAGGUACUGUGUUUUUUUAACGUAAUCAGGAGCUGGAAUUGGAGUACACAGUAAAAAGUGCAGUGUUCAUUCAGCUCUAUCAGAGACCUCUUGUGAGAGUUGAUUUGGCACAGCAUUGUACUUGAAGAAAAUGUUUAAUGUUUUUGUCUGUUUUUUUUCAUAUUUGUGGUGGCUGAAUUACUAUAGAAGAUAAAAUGCACUUUAUUUAAAAUGCAAGAGCUUGCUCGCUGGUAAACUGAUUCAUAGGCUAUAGUAAAUAUCUAGGUACUGUUUUUAUAACAUUGAUUCAGAUUUGUAACUGCUUAUUUUGACACUUAAUUAAUUGUAUUUAUUAAAAAAGCUCAAAUGUGACAAGCAAGGUGAUUUUUUUACAGUGACAUUUUCUGAAGAUUAAUUUAAUAGGGUUCUUUGCUGUAGCUCACAAUUUUUUUAAUUUAUGAGAAAUGCUAUUUGUCACAAUAAAAAUGGUAUUUACAUACAUUUACAAUCCCA
Anguilla rostrata (American eel) is the source of this 2220-nucleotide messenger RNA. It is a transcript of the gene tspan34b, whose product is annotated as tetraspanin 34b. The record is from RefSeq and is a predicted model, not a curated record. Bases 355 to 1173 code for a protein of 272 amino acids. The transcript is spliced from 8 exons. Gene Ontology annotation, cellular component: plasma membrane. NCBI's taxonomy places the organism in Eukaryota, Metazoa, Chordata, Actinopteri, Anguilliformes, Anguillidae.